GUGGGUUCGUUCGUCGCCGCAGUAUCGCGCGUCUCUUCGCGCCGGUUGCUUCUCGUUUGAUAUCGUCUCGUGUUGAUGUCGUUUGCAAAGUUAUCGUGGACCGCAAGCGUGAGAAUGAUCUCGACGUAAAUUCCGUCACGCGGCCACGAGGUGUUUCUCUCCGUUUCUCCAUCUCUUUCUCUCUCGCUCGCGCGCGCACACGCGAUAGCGAUUGUGCACGUUGCUCCCGGCUAAUCCGCACGCAAUCCAGGAGGAUGCGGCGCGUCGCGGCACUGCUGGCCCUGCUCGCCUGCGUGUCGGCACCUGCUCAUGGCCAAGAUGGUGAUCUUUACUUUUCGGUGAGCCCCGCGGAGCAUUCGGUUGUGGAAGGACUUCCAGUUCGCUUGAGAUGCGAAGCUCAACCAAGCUCGCACGUUAAAUACUCAUGGAAAAUAGACGGACAGCCGCUUGCUCCCAGCCCGCGGAGGCAUCAGGUCGAGGGCGAUCUUUAUAUCACUAGGGUCAAUCGAAUCUUGGACAGUGGCAACUUCGUUUGUGUGGCCACACACGAGGAAACCGGCUAUUCGAUUGAGAGCUCGCCUGCGAAGAUCGACGUCCAAUGGAUCAGCGAGGCGAGCGUGCAAUUGCAGCAGCCGAAAUUACCGUCCGCGAUUCGCGUGGACAGCGAGGUCGAGCUCCGGUGUCACGUCGAUGGCUCCGGCGACGUGAAAUACGAGUGGUUCAAGAAUACAAUGAGCGUGGCGCGAAGCGAUCGUGUCGAGAUUAAAAAGAAGAAAUUGCACAUACAUAGAGCGAUCCCCGAGGACAGCGGCAUGUACACCUGUCUAGCCAAGAACGAAGCGGGAUCCUCGCCGGUGACCGAGAGCUAUCCAUUAAUCGUUUCCGGAAAUGAAACUGCGACGAUUAAGGUUGUUCCGAGAAACCUGAUCGUAAAGCGGGGCGAUCCGGCCGCUCUGCAUUGCGUUUUCGAAGACGCCGACGAGGUGCAGUGGUUCUUCAAGGAAAUCGGUCCGCUGGAAUCUGACGAGGAGCGGACGAUCUUCGAGAACGGCACGCUCAUGAUACACGCUGCCGAUCAAAGGGACCAGGGAUUCUACUCCUGCCAUGGAACAAGGGACGAGACCACAGUCAGUUACACGGUCGAAUUACAAAUUGCCUAUUUACUAAACUUUUCCAUGGCCGCUUUCGAACCGAAACUUCAAACUCAGCUGGCGAUUGUCGGCGAGGAUCAAGAAUUCCAAAUAAGUUGCCUAGAGCCCUUAGGGCUUCCUCCGCCCAAAGUUUAUUGGAGAGAUCCCACGGGACAUAUUAUAAGCGAUACUGGUCCCGUACGCGUUCAAGACAACACGCUCAUUAUCGCGAGGGCACGAAUGAGUGAGGAUGACGGCAAUUACACUUGUAUGGCCGAGAAUCUCGCCGGUGAAACGGAUAUAUCCGUCCAAAUAGUUAUAUCAACUCCGCCAAGUAUAAUAAGCUCCCCAGAAUCGCUCAGUGUGAUGGAAGGUGAUUCCGUAACGUUAACUUGUUCGUAUUCCGGCAUGGAACCGCCGGUGACGCACGUGCACUGGUUAAAGGACGGGACAAAGCUAAAGGAAUCAGGCGGUCCGACAAGAUACCGCGUGACCGAUAACCACGGCAAUGUUACGCUGCAUUUCAAGAGCGUUGACCUGUCCGAUAAAGGGCACUACAAGUGUGAAGUAUUUACUACUGGUUUCGCAUCUCUAUUUUCGGAUUCGGCCGUUCUCACUGUGGAAGAGAAACUCAAAUUCUCACCACAACCUGUCAAUAAACGCUUGGAGCUCAGUUCCACAGCGAAAGUAUCAUGUAAGGCCCAGGGUGCCACGAACCCUACGGUAAAAUGGGUCAAGGAGGGUGAGGACGAGGAAUUCCCCAAACAUGUUCAGGAUAUUAACGGCACUCUACACUUCAACGGCGUAUUGGAGGAGGACAAGGGUCGAUACACUUGUAUUGCGAGCAACGCUCAGGGAUCUAUCAAUCACACGAUUAGCAUUGAUGUAGUUAUCGCGCCAAAAUUCACGGUACAGCCGCAAAAUCCAACGGAGGCAAUUGAGGGAUAUCCGGUAAUGUUACAUUGUGCCGCCGAAGGUGAUCCUAAACCGACCAUCCAAUGGGAUAAAGAUUCUCGCAUGAAUAAUCUAGAUAAUCCUCGAUUCGAAGUAUUAAGUAAUGGAAGUUUGUACAUUAAAGAGGUGUAUCUUAGUGACGAAGGAAAGUACGGAUGCACCGCUGGUAAUAGCGGUGGUUUAAAGCGAGAGGAAGUUCAAUUAAAUGUAAAAGCUGGAGAUAAUUAUAGAGCCGACAUGGAUCUAGAGGCCACUGAUGAAGGUACAAUGAUGACUAAGACCGUAACGAUCACUCUCAGUGCAGCCGCAGGAUAUAUGGUGCUUGUCGUUGGUCUUAUGUUAUAUUGCCGUUACCGUCGUCGCCGUAGAAAACAGCAGUACCUGCAGGAGCAAACGGAAGAAAAAAUGGAGAAUGGCGAGGUACAGGAGGAACAGACAGAAUUGAAGGAAACUGGGAAUAAAGUAAAUUCAACGCAUAAGAAGAAAGAAAAUCGCGAUUCCCAUAACAAGAGUGAUGGCGCGGAUACAGCUCAUAGUCAGAGUAGCAACCAAUCUAAGAAAUCCAAGUCGAAUUAUGACAAGCUCGCUAUUUCGCGAAGCAGCUUGAAGGAAUUAAAGCCUCUUGGCCGGGGUGAAUUUGGUGAGAUUUAUUCUACGAAGUAUCAGGUUGAUGGUGACAAGGAAUCCUUGGUCAUGGUCAAAAGUUUAACGAAUACGAAAGACGAAAUUGCUCUUCAGGAAUUUAAACGACAUUUGGAUCUUGUUCAUAAGCUUAAUCAUGAAAAUGUUGUCAAGUUGAUUGGUCUCUGUCGAGAGGAGGAGCCCGAUUAUAUGAUUUUAGAGUAUACUGACUGGGGCGACUUGAAACAGUUCUUGAUCGCUUCUCGAAAGGACAACAAUUCUAGCCCGACGCACGAAUCGAAACCACAGCGGGCGCCUCAGCUGUCAGUGGCGCAAAUACUGUCACUAUCGAAUCAGGCUGCAAAGGGCUUAAAACACUUAGCCGAUAAUCGGUUGGUCCACAAGGACAUAGCUGCGCGCAAUUGUUUGAUCGCCAGCAACCUGUCGAUCAAGAUCUCACUACCAUGCAUGACCAAAGAGCCGUAUCAGCAAGAGUACACUAAGCAUCGGAAUCAGGUGAUUCCUCUGAGAUGGCUGCCCUAUGAGGCCGUAUACGAGGACGAAUUUUCCACCAAGAGUGACGUGUAUUCGUUCUCGUGCUUGGUCUGGGAGAUGUUCCAUCAGGGCGAAUUACCGUUCAACAAGCUGAACGACGAGUCCGUGCUGGCUCAGCUCAAAACGCAAACGCUCACGUGGAAGCCGCACAAGGCGGCGCCGCCAGCUCUUCAAGAGCUACAAACUCAGUGCUGGGCAAACGAUCCGCGCGAGAGACCGACUUUCGACGAAGUCGUGUUGAAAAUAGGCGAAAUUGUGGUCGACAGUUGCCUGUAAGCUAGUAUCGCGAUCUAAUUGUACGAGGUUCUGAAUAUCAGAAAUACUGAAAUAGGGGUAAUGAUUGUGCGGAGCUGUACGUCGAGAGGCAAGGCUGACGAGCGCCGAUGAUCACGCGGUGGUUAUCCCUCCCGUGCGAGAAGGAGGGACCCGAAAACGCCGCGAUUUCGCGCGUGAGAAUAAUUAACCGGCUUUCAUGUUAAACGCUUCGUAUCGAUUAUAUAUGCAUAAUGAAUUAUAGGAAACCUUACUCUUUUGUAAAAGGAAAAUGCUUGCUCAUUAAUCAUUGAAUGCGCGAGGAUUACGUGUCUUAGAAACAUCGCCGCGAAUCGUGAUGUAUAGACUUUUACGCGGAAUUAAGUAUUUCGCAUCGUGCGUGUUACUUAACGCACGUUGUUGCAUGUAAUCGAGUGAGUAUCAUCUUCAUCAUUGUACGAGAGUUUUGAUAUAUUUUAUAUAUGAAGCGCGCAAGCUUCAGAGAUUCAAUUAUCAUCAUCGUGUUCUGAGCAAUCUUGGAUCUUUCUAUCGUUACAUGAUCAUCGUUUUCCGAAAUCGCGCGAGCAAUCUCCGUGCUGUGCGAUCAUUGAACGUUGUAUUUUGAUCUCUAUCGCUUCCCUGUUGUAGAUUAUCAGAUAAAACGAGGUAAAACCUAUUGGUUCCGCAAUAAUUAUUCGUAUUACAGUAUUUUGUCGCGUCCACUAGCUUGAUAAGGAAAUAUUUAUUUCGAAUAGAAUUUCUUCGCUCCAAUGACUGUUCUUCUUCUAUCGUCGGACUAAGAAACGAUCUGUAUGGGCCCAUUACAUGUUAUUACGCAAUUAAUGCAAUACUUAGUAUACAGUAUUGAUAUAAUAAUAGGUAUCAUCACACCACACAUCGAAUACUCGUAAGAUAUGUUAAUUAUUAGGUGAGCCGAGACCGAAAACUGAUAACGAAAACGUUCAGUCCGAUCGUUCGAGAGCACGUAAACGCUUUCGAUUGAACGUCGGUGAUCGGACUCGGUGCUGCAAUGACAUGCAUAUUAAGAAAGUAUCACGACCAUAUCAAAUGACGAAGCAAAUCUUAUCUCCGCCUAUUUACUUCUACACCGCUAAGACGUAAAAAGAAACUUUUUAUAACGUAUAUUAUUUAUAACGUAUAUAUUUAUGUGUGAUAAGAAUUGCAAUCGACCACUCGUAUUUGACGAAAAAGACGGCCUUGUACAUACCGAUGGUAAUCAUGUAAGUUGUUUUUUUUUUAGCGCAAGAGAAUAGCGUGAAUCAUCGUUAAUUUUCAUUAAUAUUAUCGCUUGAAUCCUCGAAGGCUUUUUAUUAAAGAAGUUUGUAUGUAUUGGUAUCAGAGAGGUAAAAGGAUCAUGACACGUGCAGCUUGAUGCUGGCACUCAGAGAAAUGAUAACGAUAAAACAGCAUAUACAGAAUGACACUUGAAAAACCUCUAUUUUUACACGCGGAAAUUAGAAUCACUUGGGUCAGAGGUGAAGUAUCGCUCGCGAUAUUUUUGCAUUCGGGAGAUCUACGAUUUGAUAAGUAGAAGCGCGAACAAUCUAUUUGACGCGAUGGUCCAAUAAGAGGAAUAUGCUGAAUAUAUAUUUGACUCAUUAUCCGAUUUAUACAACGAAUAUCAAUGUUUAUACUUUAACGAUGCGUAAGUUUUAACGUCGCCCCUAUUUUUGCAUUUAAUUCUACUGUAAGAGACUGUAAAGUAGAGAGAACUCGCGAGGCAAUUAUGGUGCGCACGUUUGCUUCUUCCAUUUAAUGCAAGGACUUCCGUUGAUGCUUCGUAAGCCAAGUGUUCGCAGGGUACAAAAAAAAACCACCGCUAAAGAUAACAGCUUUUAUUCGUGCGGGAUAAACAGCGUUAGAAAUGCUCGUAACGAGAAAUAAUCACGUUGCUAUAACUUAAUCCGCGUUGGAUUUACGUAUUUAAGUACUUACCGAUUUUUAUUAUUUUCGGAGAAUUAACGCGCGCAUAGAGCCGUGCAAAAAUUAGCCGCAUUAGUUCAGCUUCGUCGAUCGGCAAUAUGGUUCGAUAGAGUUUCACAUAUGAAUGUACCCGAAAUGGCUUUUAAAAAGCAAAGAGUAAUUGAUAUAUUGCCGAAAGACUUGUCAAUCCUUCGUCAAUGUCGAACUUUAUCAAGAUGAAUUUUAAUAGUGUAACAUUUUCAUUAAAAAAUGAUUUAUUGAAUCGUGAAUUGAAAUCGAUCGCGCAGCUUUGAUUAAAUACGUGUCUCCAGCAGUGAAAAAAAAAACUGAAUGCGGAAUCCAUUGAAAGGAAUAAUAGAAAUGAAGCAGAUCUCAACGCAGCGAGAGACUGCUUUGACAUAUCUAUUUGUUAUUGGCAAUCCAUUUAAAAUUCUUUCAAGAAUUUCUACUUCUCGAAAAAAUUAGAUGUUUCUUUCGAGGAGCAAUUACGAGUGGAAUCUUCGGCUCUGUGCAUGCUAAUAUAAAUAUGAUGUAUCAUAUACUCAUAUUAGAUAUACGAAGCACUGACGUAUACCACUGCCAAUAAUAAGUACGCGCCGCGCGGCUGUUCUCUAGUUUAAAGCACACUCGUUAUAUCGGUAAAACUGUAAGGCAAAACCGCGAAGAAUCACACAAGAAUUUGCCUGCAAGAGCAUCGUCGUGUAUUCGUGGGCGCUCUAAUUAAGGAUAUGUAAAAGCACGAAAUAAAUAAUCUUACAAGGUAUCGGAUCACCCGAGCUCGUGGUGUUUCUUACGAGCAACUUUUAUAAUGCUUCCUAAAUGUUCGCUAUAUACGUCAAGAAAUAUCCUUCUGAUCGGUGAUGGCGAGCGUACUUAGUAGUAUGAAAUUCAUCACGUACUUUUCACAUUUAAUUUCAAAAAAGGACUCGACAAAUGCAGAGAGAAGUAAAGCUAUUCAAACAGAAAAAUUGGUGGGGAUUAGAAAUAUAGCCAAAGUACUAUCGCAAUUCGUAAUGCUCAGUAUUAAUACAAAUUCGAAAUAAUUCGAUAGUUACGUUGAAUAGAAAUCCUUAGCCAAAGUUUGCAUCUGAAUGAAGAAAGAGAGUUAAGUUACACGCGAAAAAUACGAUGGCAAUCGUAUCUAAAUGUAAAGAGGUGUCUCGUGUCUCUUGAAGCGCGGAAAUACGACCUUCUUUUUCUGCCACUCUUGAAUUUUCGAUCUUAAAUGUUUGAGGGCUCACCAUACCACGCUUAAUUAAAUUAAUUUCAAGUACGAUCCAUCACUGCUUGUAACAUAAACUACGCUAGGAAUAUACGUUACAGCGAUCUCUAACCCCUGCAAUUACGAGUAUGUAAAGUUAAGAUCAAUUAUAUCCAAGUCCUAUGUGCUCAUAUCAUUCGCUCAGAUAUUAAUCGUGAACGACCACCACUGCCAUAAAGAAAGCAACAAGGCACACCGAUCGCUGUGCCGGCGAAUUUCGUGAAGGCAACCUAUUAUGUCCAAUAUGUCUAGUCAUAUAUACGAUGACAAGGUGAACAGCGCACGGGAAGCUCAUUUGAAUGACGGUCAUAUCCUUAGGCGUUCCAAAUCGAUUUCUUUUUUUACAGUAUUUUGUAAAUAUUUGUACUUUUUUAUCUACGUCGUACUUAUGAAUUUUUGGAAUAGUAUGUGCUACGAUUAAAUAAAGACGAAAAAACAACCUAA
Molecule: messenger RNA, 7161 nt
Organism: Solenopsis invicta (red fire ant)
Lineage: Eukaryota; Metazoa; Arthropoda; Insecta; Hymenoptera; Formicidae
Product: tyrosine-protein kinase-like otk
Exons: 9
Coding region: 255-3536 (1093 amino acids)
Biological process (GO): homophilic cell-cell adhesion; protein phosphorylation; axon guidance
Cellular component (GO): plasma membrane; axon
Molecular function (GO): ATP binding; protein kinase activity; cell-cell adhesion mediator activity
Source: RefSeq, a predicted model, not a curated record